Messenger RNA from Exophiala dermatitidis NIH/UT8656, 2434 nucleotides. RefSeq names its product glutamate decarboxylase. Gene Ontology annotation, cellular component: cytoplasm. NCBI's taxonomy places the organism in Eukaryota, Fungi, Ascomycota, Eurotiomycetes, Chaetothyriales, Herpotrichiellaceae. Gene Ontology annotation, molecular function: pyridoxal phosphate binding; carboxy-lyase activity. The transcript has a single exon. The record is from RefSeq and is a predicted model, not a curated record. The coding region runs from base 339 to 2234 and encodes 631 amino acids. Gene Ontology annotation, biological process: carboxylic acid metabolic process.
UCAUAAAUUGCGUCAUUUGGAGAAGAUUCCGCGCCAGCGGAAAAUUUCGCCAUUGGACUACAACACCAUGUAUCAGAAACACAGGUAUAGUUGUACAUAGGAUACAUGAUAGCUUUUCUCGCGAUACUUUUGGUUCAUUUAUAGAUCUGCGGUUUUGCAUUGUUUGUUUCUACCGUUCGAGGUGGUGUUCUUUUCCUACAGCGCUUGUCCAGCUACAGUAAGUACUUCGGUAUUAUACGUGGAUCCACCCCGGCAUUUGGAUGCGCGAGAUCUAAACAACCAGCGGAUCAUUAUUUUCAUUGAAUAGAUAAAGAGCCAGAGAUAUACUAUACCACAGAAUGGUCCAGAACGGCAAUUCAAGAAAUUUCCCGGCCAAUGGCCACACCGACACCAAUGCUGUCGUCAAUAAUGGGGAAGAGAACCAUGUGCAAGUCAACGGCAACAAGGCUGUCCACACAAACGGUUCUACCGCCGCCACCGCACCAUCACGGGCUCAAGAGCUACAGUCUCUCCUAUCAGCCGUGAUUGAGCAACUAAUCCCCUUUAUCGAGGCAGCCGACUCCGAGACCCGGGCCCACGAGAACCACAAAGCCAUAACCAAGUCUGCCCUGGUGGACCUCCACCCAGCAUGGGAACUUCGCACAAUCCUGACGGACACCAAGACCCUCUCGCUCCCGGAGCAAGGCCUAGGUCAAUCAGGACUUAUCUCGACAUUGUGCUCAAUCCUCCAAUACAGCGUGAACACAUCAUGUCCGGGGUUUCUCGACAAGUUAUAUGCGGCCCCCGUACCUCCGGGGAUCGCCGCAGACGUGGUUCUCAGCAUCCUCAACACCAAUCUCCACGUCUAUCAAGUAUCGCCAGCAUUAUCAUUGAUCGAAACGCACGUCACGCGCGCACUAGCCAAUCUAUUUGGAUUCACGGGUCCACGCGCCGGCGGGAUCAACGUCCAAGGCGGCAGCGCAAGCAACAUGACCAGCAUCGUGAUUGCGCGCAACACCUUAUUCCCGGAAACCAAGACGUUGGGAAACUCUGCCAACGGUCGCUCGUUGGUCCUGUUCACGUCCGAACACGGGCAUUAUAGUAUCGAAAAGGCGGCUCAGCAAUGUGGCUUCGGCAGUGCCAGUGUAAUUUCCGUGCCGGUCGACGCUUUCACGGGCGAAAUGGACCCCGUGGCAUUGGAAGAUUUGAUCGUCCAGGCGCAACGAGACGGCAAAACUCCAUUCUAUGUCAAUGCCACGGCGGGGACGACCGUUUUGGGCUCCUUCGAUCCGUUCCCCGCCAUUGCAGCUGUGGCGAGAAAAUAUGGUCUUUGGAUGCACGUCGAUGGUGCCUGGGGUGGCAGUUUUGUGUUUGGUGGUGAUGAACUUCGUCAACGGGCUCUAAGGGGUGUGGAACUGGCUGAUAGUAUCGCUAUGAAUCCGCACAAGAUGCUCGGUGUGCCUGUGACGUGUAGUUUCUUGUUGCUCAGGGAUUUGAGACAUGCUCAUCGGGCGAAUACGCUGAGGGCCGGGUAUUUGUUUCAUGACAGAGAUGAUGAUGACGAGGAUGAUGACGACGAGGACGUUGAUGGCCAAGAAGUUGACGCCGACGGCCAGAGCCAGAUUGUUCAAGACGGUGGAUACAAUCCCGAAUUACAAUCCAACGGUGUCAAUGGUCAAGAUGAAGACGACGACAACGACACCUGGACAACGCCCGAAGAUCUAGCCGACCUAACACUCCAAUGCGGCCGACGCGGCGACAGCCUGAAAUUCUUCUUCGCAUGGCAAUACUACGGCACAUCCGGGUAUCGAUCCAAAAUCGAACACGCCUAUUCGGUCGCCUGUCACUUUGCAAAUCUGAUUGAGCAGGAUCCAGAUUUGACUCUAGUCAGCACGAAUCCGCCGCCGUGUCUCCAGGUGUGUUUCUACUUUGCCCCCGGCGGCAAGCUGGUCUACGAGUACGAUGACAACACCAGCAACGACCAAGAAAAGAAGUUUGAUGCAAAUGCAAAACAAGUCAAGAAGCUCAAGGCCAAGGUCAAAACUGGCAAGCGCAAUUCAGCACUCACCAGUAAGAUCAGCCAGUUGUUGAUAUCACGAGGGUUCCUCGUCGAUUUUGCCCCUGCCUUGAGCCACGAGGUCGAAAAGGGGUCGUUUUUCCGUGCUGUUGUCAACAUUUCUACUACAAAAGCCACGGUGGAAAGACUGGUCGAGGAAGUCAAAGUCGCGGGGCGGGCGAUUUUGCAGAAUAUAUAAGAAAGACGGAACUAUAGACUUGGACAUACAUAUACGUGUACAUAAAGAUCACGGGCAGCAGGCUGGCCGGUACGUUAUAUAAAAUCUAUCUUUGGCGGGUCGACAACUAGUACAGUGUACGGUUUGGCAAAGAGCUACUGCAUAUACAGUAAUAAACACAUAUAUACACGUGAAUAUAUAUAUACAUUUUCUACCUCUCA